AUGGCGCUUCCGAGGGACCACGAGGCGAUGGAGUUGAGAGGCAUGGGAACCUCCAGCGUGAAAGCAGCACCAGAAGUGACAGUGGAAGUCGAAUCCAGAGAUAAAAACCUGAGCGAUGAGUAUCCUGACGAUGAAUACGCCACGAACGAUCAGAGAGACAUGCAACGCAUGGGGAAACGGCAGGAGUUUCGGGUGGGCACGACACUCGGUAGAUUCGAUGCCUGCCCUAUUGCUGACGAACGAGAUGAAAUAGCGCAACUUUCGGAUGAUUUCUACCAUCGGCUUCACCAUCUGCGUGACGGGCACUUGGGUCAUCUUGCUCACUUCUUCAUUAUGCUGUGUCUCGCAGAGAUGGCAUCCAUGGCACCCACCGCUGGGGGCCAGUACCAUUGGGUUUCCGAAUUUGCGCCCCGAGAAUACCAAAAGAUCUUGAGCUACCUGUCGGGAUGGUUAUCGACCGUGUCCUGGCAGAGCAUUGUUGCCCUGGACGCAUUCCUCAUCGGUUCCAUCAUCCAGGGCCUCAUCACGCUGAAUAACACGGCCUACUCGCCCGAAAGAUGGCAAGGGACACUUUUCGUCUUUGUUUCCGUCGUCGGAGUCGCCUUGUUCAACGUGUUUGCCGCAAAGCAUCUACCUCUAGCCGAGGGUGCGUUCGUGACGCUCUACAUCCUUGCCUUCUUCCCGGUCAUCAUCACGCUUCUGGUUCUUGCCCCAAAGCAGUCGGCAAGUACAGUUUUUACACAAUUUACAGACAACGGUGCUGGUUGGCCAUCAAUUUCCCUCACAGUCAUGGUGGGCCAAGUGUCAUCCAUGUUUGUGGUCCUGGGCUCUGACUCGGUAGCACACAUGGCUGAAGAGAUUAGAGAUGCUAGUAUUGUUGUGCCCAAGAGCAUGGUUUGGUCAUUUCUCCUAAACAUGCCCUUUACCUUUGGUCUCCUGCUCACCUUUCUGUUUUGCAUCGGUAACGUGGAGGAGGCUUUGGCCACUCCAACAGGCUUCCCUUUCAUAUACGUAUUCCAGAAUGCCACUGGCUCGGUCGGAGGGGCCACAGGACUGACGAUUGUGGUGCUGGUACUCCUCAUCAUGGUUACCAUCAGCUCCCUGGCUUCCACCUCGCGGCAAACUUUUGCAUUUGCUCGAGACAACGGGCUUCCCUUUUCGGAAUGGCUUGGGAGGGUUCACCCAACGUGGCACGUGCCGGUCAACUCGGUCCAGUUUACCUGCUUCUUCUCCAUGGCCCUCGCACUUAUCAACAUCGGCUCGACCGUGGCCUUUAACGCCAUGCUCUCGUUGUCUACCGUUGCUCUCAUGGCAACCUACGUCAUUUCCAUCGGCUGCGUCACGCUCAAACGAAUCCGGAAAGAGGAGCUUCCCCGUUCCCGUUGGAGCCUUGGGCGGUACGGACUCGUGAUCAAUAUCAUUGCCCUUGUUUACGCCUGCUGGUCUUUUUUCUGGAGUUUCUGGCCCAACAGCUACGAUAUCACGGCACAAAACUUCAACUGGGCUUGCGUUUUGUUCGUCAGCAUGAUGGCCUUGUCGUGUGUGGUGUACUUUGUACAGGCAAGGCACACCUACGACGGUCCUGUCGUGAAAGUAGAGGGGCAGAAGGCAAAAUAG
This is a messenger RNA of Drechmeria coniospora, 1617 nucleotides long. Its product is annotated as amino acid transporter. Bases 1 to 1617 code for a protein of 538 amino acids. Gene Ontology annotation, biological process: transmembrane transport. The transcript is spliced from 5 exons. Gene Ontology annotation, cellular component: membrane. The record is from RefSeq and is a predicted model, not a curated record. NCBI's taxonomy places the organism in Eukaryota, Fungi, Ascomycota, Sordariomycetes, Hypocreales, Ophiocordycipitaceae. Gene Ontology annotation, molecular function: transmembrane transporter activity.